This is a messenger RNA of Corapipo altera (White-ruffed manakin), 3576 nucleotides long. It is a transcript of the gene TEX2, whose product is annotated as testis expressed 2. The record is from RefSeq and is a predicted model, not a curated record. Gene Ontology annotation, cellular component: endoplasmic reticulum. Gene Ontology annotation, molecular function: lipid binding. NCBI's taxonomy places the organism in Eukaryota, Metazoa, Chordata, Aves, Passeriformes, Pipridae. The transcript is spliced from 12 exons. Bases 153 to 3524 code for a protein of 1123 amino acids.
CAGCAGUUGUGCAGCAGCUGCCAGAGUACGAGCGACACCUCCGAAACAAGCGGCGGAGGAAGCGGCGGCCGCGGCCGCUCCUGCUGGAGCAGGGGGAGCAUUUCCAGUUGGCUUUUAGUACCAAAGACUCUGACACAUCUCUGGAACCUGCAAUGACAAGUCGGAACAGUAGCCAUGCAGAGAAAACUGGUGAAAUGUCCUCAAAGCAGUCAACACCAAAAGUGCAGGUCCAACGAUCUGUCUCCCAAGAAACCAUCACUAUUCAUUUCUCUGCAUUUGGGAAGGAGGAAGAAGAGGAGGAAGAGGAGUUUAAGGAGUUUCUUGAUGAGGAACUAGAUGACCAAAGCAUUGUAACAGCACUUGAAGCCAAGGAAGACCUCUGCUUUGAGCAUCCCGGCCAUGACCUUUCUGGUCCAGCUACCUCGCUUAACGUGGCCAACUCUGCAUCACUGCUGUCCUCAUCACCUGCAGUUCUGCCAACUGCAGAGACUGUGACGCUCUUGGAUUCUCCUUCUGCAUCCCGAGUGUUCAGUGCAGUGCCACUAGUCCUGUCUCCAUCGUCACACUCAUGUCACACAGUCGACGUAUCAGGUGCAUCUGUGGUGUAUCAGGUGGGAUCUGUGGAACAGAAAUCCAGCCUGUCGUCUUCCCCGUCCUCAUCCCCUUCCAGAUCUACUGGGUCAUCCACAAUUUCUAGUUCCAAGCCUUUUAAGGGGUUAGUCAAGUCCCUUUCAACAGAUGUGGAACCCAAAGAACCCACCCCACCGAUGCGACAUAGACAGUUAAUGAAAACCUUGGUGAAAUCUCUGUCUACAGACACUUCUAAACAAGAGUCUGAAGCUGUGUCUUACAGGCCACCUGACUCGAAACUGAACUUGCAUCUGUUCAAACAGUUCACUCAACCUCGAGCUACAGGUGGUGAUUCUAAAACUGCCCCCUCCUCUCCAUUAACAUCCCCCUCUGACACUCGUUCCUUUUUUAAAGUACCUGAAAUGGAGGCUAAAAUUGAAGAUACUAAAAGACGCCUUUCUGAGGUAAUGUAUGAGCCUCUUCAGCUGCUCAGUAAAAUAAUGGGUGAUGAAAGUAGUAGCCACAGGCCCAAAGCCUUAUCUUCAAGUGCUUCAGAACUCUCAAACCUUUCCAGUUUGAAUGGCCAUUUGGAAAGCAAUAACAACUACAGCAUUAAGGAGGAGGAGUGUGACUCGGAAGGGGACAUCUCUGGAGGUGACUCUGUGAGUAAAGGUGACCAGUCAAAGGCUGCUGAGGAACAUGGAAAAGACACAGAGACCCCAAGCUCUCAGUCUUCAAGCACAAAGGACGUGAGUUCGAAACCUUCACUCGUACUUGAAAAAUGUUUGUUGUCUGCACUAGUGAGCAGGGAGGAUGAGGAGUUUUGUGAACUGUAUUCUGAGGACUUUCUCUUGCUAGAGGAUGAAAGCAAAACUGAUAAACCUGCUGAAACCAUGGUGGAUCCCGAGAUGACUGAGGAAACUGUCACUAUGCUCAGUAGUGAGGAUGAAAACAAUCUGGAUGUGCAACAGCCUAAACCACCGUUGAAAACUUUGUAUGUCUUAACACUGUUAGUCUAUGCUUAUUUAAUUAUCCCUCUCCCUGGCUACUUAAGUGGACUCUUACUUGGAAUGGCCCUUGGAUUUAUGGUAGCUGUCUGUGUGAUUUGGCUUGUUACUCCACGCACUCAUGAAUAUCUCAAAUUUCAUAAAAGUAUGAAAAAGCGAUGGAAUGCAGGAGCUCUAGACAUCAAAGAACCUGACAUACUGAAGGGAUGGAUGAAUGAAAUUUAUAAUUAUGAUCCAGAAACAUACCAUGCCACGUUGACUCACUCCGUGUACGUCAGGCUCGAAGGAAGCACCUUACGACUCUCCAAACCCAAUAAAAACAUUUCUAGAAGAGCUCUGUACAAUGAGCCAAAGCCUGACGUCACCUAUGUCAGCCAGAAGAUUUAUGAACUGACAGAAAGCAGGAUUUCCCUGGUUCCCAAGAGUCUGGCACGGAAACGAAUUUGGAAUAAGAAAUACCCGAUUUGUAUUGAACUCGCUAAACAGGAGGAUUUCAUGGCUAAGGCCCAGGCUGAGAAGGAGAACGCAGAGGAAAAGUCAUCUGCUGAAAAAGUGGACUCAAACAGCGAAGAAUCCAAGAAACCUCAGGAUGGGGCAAAGUGCAGUAGCCAAAAGGAUCAAGUGCUUUAUCUCUUUGGGAGGACAGGGAGGGAGAAGGAGGAGUGGUUCCGCAGGUUCCUCCUCGCCUCGAGGCUGAGGGCUGAAGCGAAGAAGCCCCCGAGUCUGUGUACGAGCAAGUCAGGGAUCCUGGCAGGACACAGCAGAGCUGACAGUCAGCCCGGAGCUCUCACGCACAGCCGGAGCAGCAGCAAGGGGAAUGCAGAGGAGAUCACAGCCCAGCCCAAGCACAAGGACCUGGCUGGCAACGUGAGGCAGAAAAUGCUCUUGGACUACAACAUUUAUAUGGCAAAGUGUGUUCCACAGGAAAAGAAAAGCCCUUCAGGUAGCCCAGUGCUCAGUGCAGACAGCAGCCCUACAGCUGUGAAAAAGUUGCCGGAUGCCCAUGAGGAAGCUGAAGAGGAAGAACAGGAGGCCUGGGUGAAUGCUCUGCUUGGAAGAAUAUUUUGGGAUUUUUUAGGAGAAAAGUAUUGGUCUGAUCUAGUGUCAAAGAAGAUCCAAAUGAAGUUAAGCAAAAUAAAGCUGCCCUACUUCAUGAAUGAGCUGACUCUGACUGAGCUGGACAUGGGGAUAGCAGUGCCCAAGAUCCUUCAGGCCUUCAAACCUUCUAUUGAUCACAGAGGACUGUGGGUUGAUUUGGAAAUGUCCUACAAUGGAUCUUUUCUAAUGACCCUGGAGACCAAGAUGAACUUGACCAAACUUGGUAAAGAGCCUCUUGGUGAAGCCCUUAAAGUUGGUGAGAUCGGCAGAGAAGGUUUCAGGCCAAGGGCGUAUUGUCUUGCAGACAGCGAUGAGGAAUCCUCCAGCGCCGGCUCUUCAGAGGAAGAUGAUGCUCCUGAGCUGGCAGGAGAGAAGCAGGUGACUCCAGGAGCAGAAGGGUAUGUUGGAGGAUCUCGGACAAGUAAGCUCAUGAGAAUUGUGGAUAAAAUUACCAAGUCAAAAUACUUUCAGAAAGCAACAGAGACUGAGUUUAUUAAGAAGAAAAUUGAAGAGGUCUCCAAUACUCCGUUGCUGCUAACAGUUGAAGUCCAGGAGUGCAGAGGAACACUAGUGAUUAACAUUCCACCUCCACCCACUGACAGAAUAUGGUACGGCUUCCGAAGGCCUCCCUACCUGGAGUUAAAAGCACGGCCAAAACUUGGAGAGAGAGAAGUGACUCUGGUUCAUGUGACAGACUGGAUAGCAAGGAAACUGGAGCAGGAGUUCCAGAAAAUCUUUGUCAUGCCAAACAUGGAUGAUGUUUAUAUUCCUUUAAUGCACUCAGCCAUGGAUCCCCGCUCGUCCACGUGCCCUCAAGAUCUGAGCACGGAGGCCUCUGAUCAACCAUGACAUGUGAAGACUCUUGCAGUUUACAGUAUUAUAAAAGUUAUUCUCAUGGUUU